Messenger RNA from Nerophis ophidion (straightnose pipefish), 1855 nucleotides. RefSeq lists its product as uncharacterized. The transcript is spliced from 2 exons. The record is from RefSeq and is a predicted model, not a curated record. The coding region runs from base 380 to 1651 and encodes 423 amino acids. Lineage: Eukaryota; Metazoa; Chordata; Actinopteri; Syngnathiformes; Syngnathidae.
UUGUGGUGAAAGAAGCUCCUCUCCAAGGAACGAAGAUGCAGAGAUACAGCACUCAACAGGCAUUGGAAAUGAUCCUGGAUGGAGCUGACCCUUGCGAAUCGGAUGGAGAAGACAUCAAUCUCCAGGUGGAUUCAGACUCCGAGCUGUCUCAGUUGUCUUCAGAUGAGGAGAGUGCUCCCCAACCAACAAAGAGAGCUCGGCUGGCGACUGAUGUGACAGAGACUGCAAAAGAUGGCACAGUAUGGCAUGAAGAACAGGUGGGAACGGGUCCACAUUUCACCCACCAUCGCCAUACAGCGCAGAUGGAGAGCCAACAGCUAAGGCCAGGAGGUCAAUCACAAGUCGCCUUCAGAGCUUCCUUUGUUUCAUCACUCUGGACAUGCUUGGCAUCAUUCGAGACUGUACAAUUCAACAUGCGAAGCAAACUGAGCAUGUGGAUUGGUUCAUGGGCAUACCUGAACUAAUGGCAUUUAUUUCCAUCACCAUCAUGAGGGGAAUCUUCAAGGUGCCAUCACUGCCUGACUGCUGGUCGAAAAACCUGGGAAGCCCACACAUCAUCGAAACCAUGUCCCGAGGCCGUUUCCAAAACAUCAUGCAUCACCUGCGCUUUGAUGACAGAGACACCCGCAGCGAGCGAGUACAGACUGAUAGGUUUGCUGCAAUUUCAAACAUAUGGGGAUUGUUUGUCACCAACUGCAUCACAUCCUACAUCCCUGGUCAACACAUCACCAUUGACGAACAACUUUUCCCGUGCAAGACUCGCUGCUGUUUCCUACAGUACAUUGCAACUAAACCAGACAAGUUUGGUAUCAAGUUUUGGGUGGCGUGUGACUUGAAAACCAAAUACGUCUGCAACAUCCUCCCAUAUCUUGGCAAGGACCCCACUCGGCCUCGUGGGGAGAGAGUGCCUGAGAGUGUAGUCAUGAGGCUGAUGGAACCAUUCUUGGACAAGGGCAGAAAUGUUACCACAGACAAUUUCUUUACAUCACUGUCACUUGCAAAACGACUACUUAGCCGGAAUUCAACCAUCUUCGGCACAGUCAACAGGAUUCGCCAAGAAAUCCCACCGUCAACUCGACAGAUGCACCGAGAUGAAUUUACCACCCAGGUAUUUUCAUCCACUGGUGCCACACUGACUGUGUAUGCGCCCAAGCGGAAGAAGACUGUGUAUGUUCUCAGCAGCAUGCACAGCACGAUUCAGACACAGGAAACCACCAAAAAGAAGCCAAACACCAUCACACUCUACAACACAACAAAGUGCGGCGUCGAUAUCAUGGACCAGGUGGUGCGGGAAUACAAUGUCCGCGCAGGAACAAGGCGCUGGCCAGUAGCAGUGUUCUACAACAUGAUAGACAUUGCAGCACUGAAUGCCCACGUGCUCUAUCAAUUAUGCACCGGGAGAAAUGAAAGACGGGUGGAUUUCCUGUUUGAACUGGCAAGAGAGUUGGCUCACUCCCACGUGGGUAUGAAAAAGGCCCCAAAGGAGCAAUUGCUUCGGCAACAACCCUCCACACCACAACUCGGACAAAGAGCCAAGUGUCAGGCUAAAAUCAAAUGCAAGGACAAUCGUACAACAGUGCGCUGUGAUGACUGCUACAAAUACACAUGUGGGAAAUGCCGAAAGGAGCAAUGGCAGUGCCAGAAUUGUUAGUGACUGCUGGAAUGUAUUUCACUCAUUUGCAUUCAUUGUAAAUAUGCUUUUUUUUUUGUAAUUUUUUUUUCUUCUAUUUUUGGCACACAAAAAUGAGUUACUUCUGCAACAACCUUCCACAUGAAAACUGGGAAAACAGUUGCUUUUGCAUUCAUUGUAAAUAUGUUUUGUUUUGUAUUUUUUUAACAAUAAAUGUUUAGAGUU